CAAGUGAGGUACCAUCAGUGAGUUGUUGUGCAUACGAAUUUACACGGUAUUUUCUGUUCUUUACAAGUUCCCUGCUUCGCCGCAUUUGGCGUCGCCGUAUGUAAACCGGAACGCCUCCCAAAGAACAUGGCGCACGUCAUGUUCCGCCAGCGGAGCUCUAGAGGCGGCCGUUCAUUAAGAAGACGCCAUGACAGCGAGGAAGAGACGGUUCACCUUGAUUUAACUAAAGGCGUGGCGGACAACCUGAGGGAGGUUCUCAUCUAUUUGGUCCGCCAAGACGGCAGCAAGCAGAGGAAGAUAGCCUACCUUAACUGUCUUGUGAAACUCAGCCCGAAGAUCACUCCAGAAACAGAACUCGGGCUGACCCUUGAAGAUUUAUUCUGUUGUCUGCGGGUGCUCCUUGUGCACGAUGCCAGUGAAGUGCGAGCAGGAUGCCUCCGUGCUCUGCGCCAUCUUGUCAGAGACAUUGAUGCCGCCCGGGCACUCGUGGCAUCACACAUUCCACGCCUUGUGGCACGUGCACUGGAUGCUGCCCUGGAGAGCCGCACAGAGCGGCUUCAAGCCCUCAGGCUGGUGCGACGCCUGGUUGCCGUGGCGCCACUUGAGCUGCCAACUCAACUUGCCCGCAGCCUUGUUGCCGUGGCUGCGGAUGGCGCCAAGGAGACGGACGACCUUGUUCGUGCCUGCCUGGCCACCAUUUGUGAGCUAGCAUUGCUGAACCCAAAGCUCUGCGUGGACACCGGUGGCUUUCGGACACUGCUCCAAAGUGUGCUUGACUGCCAUCACCCACCCCUGGCAGAGGCGAUGCUGGGCAUCAUCUUCCACUCGAUAAACGACCCAGCCACGCGUCAGCUGCUCAGUCGUGAUAUCGACCUUGAGUACUUGGUGGCCCCAUUCACGGACAGUCACUUCAAGUAUGCACCGGACACACCAGAAAACAACUUGGGAUAUGACAAGGUGCUCAGGUUUCAGUCAAGUAGGAUAGCCAUGACAUCAGUCCUGAGGUCAUGGCCCGGGAUGGUGUAUUUCUGCAAGCCUCCACCAUCUGGUCUGCAAUCUCUCGUAGAAGUUCUUUGUCUUCCUCUUCCUGACACAAGGAAAAAUAUAAUUGAGUUGCUCUACGACGUAUUCUGCCUUCGUAUUCCGGAAUGGACGAGUGAUUUUGAAACUGCACUGAAGUCAGCUGAUCGGACGGCUAUCCGGGAGUCAUGGAAGCUAUACGAGGGCUUUGUGGUUGCAGAGGCUUGUGAUCUUUUACCGCCACCGUCAAAGCAUAGGUCAAAUUUAGUGGGAAAUUACAUAGCUCUCCUUUUGCUAGCAUUUGUACAGGCUGGAAUCCUAGAGGCGCUAGUUGAAGUGAUAGUGUCAAGUGAAGAUGCCUUGGCUAUUCAAGCAACAAUACUCCUGGCAGAACUGCUGUAUAUGGCCAGUGUCUACCUGCCCUCUGAAGCUAGUCGACAUUGCCACUGCCUGCCGACGCUGAUGUCACAGGCGGCUGCUUUUGGAUCGCCCCAAGAAAAGCGCAUCCGUGCAAGCACAGCUGUGGCCCGUCUGUCGCGCCUGCACACAACCCGGCGGAAAGGCACAAUGCCGAGCAGCCUCUUCCUGGACCAGCUGCUGCAGUUCUGCAGCCCGACUAAACACCGCAGCGGCAACCAGGACUUUUGUGAGGCGGCGGGCAAGGCACGCCUCAACGCCUGCCUGCACAAGGAAACGGACGAGAGUGCCAUGCACAGCAUCCGAGACUCCCAGGUGCUUGUCAGAGAGUACAACUCCUGGGACUGGUAUCUUGUGAGCUCGUUGCUCAAGUGGCCCAGCGAGUCACUGCGUGCACUCAGCGAGAGCACACACAGAACUUUUAUUCGCCGCCUCGUCUUCUUCUACAAGCCGAGCAGCCGCCAGUUCUCGCUGAUGGAGACCAAGCGUGAGUGUGCGAACCAGAUCAUCACCGUUGGCUGCCAGCUGUUUGAAUUUCUGCUUGAGGCCGACGAAGGUCGAGCCACCGAGUUCAUUGAGGACUUCUUGAUCGACCUGUGCAACUGCCUUCACGAAGCACAGCUACCUGGGGCUGCCAUGUCGGCGCUCUUGGGACCUUCGAGAAUGCUGGCGAUGGUUUCGCAUGCCUACUUCCUAUUCAUUGGCCGGCUCGCGAGUUCAAGCAAGGGCUCGCGGCUCUUGGAGAGGCUUGGAGUGUAUCAGCAUAUUGUGACACUGGUCACACUGGAAGGCCAUGACCUGUACCUGAAGCUGGCACUGGCAUCCAUGGACUACACUAAGCCGGGCUUUGCAAGGUCCCUGCUGACGACAGCAUUGACAACAAAGUGCGAGGAAGCACGACUCUAUGCAACAAAGUUCCUUAGAGUCCUACUGCGAUUGGAACUCUUGGACUUCAGGAAGUGGGUCAUGGAGCUUCUUGUGACUCAGCUCUGUGACCCAAACCGUGCAGUCAUGCUGACUGCUGCUUCUAUCUUGGAUGAAGCCUGUGAUGUCAAGGAAAAUCUGGAAGCACUGAUUGCACUGCGUCCUGUGCUGCUGUCGUUUGGAGACCGAGGCCUGCUCCUGCACAUCCGUUUCCUCUCUGUGCCGAGUGGCUUCAAGUACAUGCUGGAAGCCGAACUGCUAGGCCAUCAGCUGCACACGUGGGACGAGGUUGAUAAUCUUCGGUAUGUGAAGAUUGUUGAAGACGCCAUCAGCCAGGCUGUCACCUGGCAUCAGCGAGGUGAAGAUGGAACCUAUGGAAGGCGGAGCAGCAACACGAGACUCAAAGUGCAAGACGUGUUUGCUCCUCCACAUCUCUAUGGCCAGCUGGUGCAGCACAAGGAAGGACUGGAAUACCUGCAGAAGCACGGUUGCCUGGAGCGCCACUGCGAGACUGUCAUCUCUGGGGACAUGUCGAAUGAGGAGUCCCUCCUGCGGCUGAAGGCAUCGUUGUGGACAGUGGGCCAUGUUGGAACAUCACCAGAAGGCUUUGCGCUUGUGGCAGAUGCAGACGUGCUGCCCUCUAUUGUCAGAAUGGCUCAGGAGUCUCCGGUGUACUCGAUCAGAGGUGUGUGCUUCUAUGUGCUGUGCUUACUGGCCAGCACGGGCGACGCUGUCGAGCACCUUAGUGGUCUUGGCUGGGACUGUGUCCAGCACAAGCACAACGACGCCUGGCCCGUGGCAUCGGACGCCCUGCGAGCUGUGCAAACAUCACCUGCACCACUCCGGGCUCACACGUGGUCCAUCAGCAGCGCAGGGAGCCAACAGAGUGAGGUUCUCACGGCCAGCGCUCUGCACCGCCGCUUCCAUGGUUCCGCUGCAUCGUCCCUCAGUUGUGUCGACGCUGGUGAGACAAUGCUACGGAGGACGCUCAACUUUGUGUCGGAGCAGGCAAAAUCCCAGGUGGAGAACAACAGUGGUGUGCGCCAUUCACAGACUUUGCCGCGCAACGUGACGCUGUCUCCUAGACACGACGCACUGGUUGCCUCGUCUCGUAGGCCCCGUUCAUCGUCAGACUGCAGGCCGGGCGAAGCAAGGCAUGACGCUGAGGGAGAGGCACCACAGGGGCAGCAAGUCUACAAGACUCCAGAGGCGGUUGCAAUCCACCCCUCUGUUACCGAGUGCAGACUGCUAUCGGUGCCAGACAGCUCGAAGGAGCGUUCAAGCUCCUUUGGAGGGAGUCGCGACUCUGGAACCGAGACGUCUUUCACUGAGAAAAACUCCAGCAAUCCUGAAGUGAAAGGCGAGCGGAGUGACAGCAACGAGAGUGCCAUCACCACUGGCACAAGCAAGAGCCGGUCUGACAGUUGCACGGACUCAACGACGAGCGGUGUGAGUUCGUGCGAUGAGAAUGCUGCCACGACGAGGACAGUGCAAACGCUGAGCCCAAUUGCGAGCUCGACCUCGCUGAGCACACUGGGGGGGAACAGGGGCGAUGGUGCUGUGAUGCCGCGGAGACCUAGGGGCUUUGUCGGUGGUGUGCGGACGCUUUCGCGUAGCAGCACCUCCACGAGUCCGGUGUCUCCAGACUCCCCGGUGCUGAUGUACACAAGUGCACGGGAUGUGGCAGGCUAUGCAACACUACGGGCAGUGCGUGAGGCGUCGUCAAUGCGGCGGCGGCGGAAGCGUGUCUGCUCAGUGGGCUGCGAUGGGGCAGAGCAACAUGGGGAGCUCUUUUCGCCACCGUCUUUUGCUGGCUGGAGCCUAGAUCGCAGUGGAUUCUACAUAGGGGAGGAGCCAUAUCCGGAUGACACAACAAGUAUUCGGACUAUGUCCAUGUCAAGCACUGCUUCUGCAGCAACAGCCAGAUCGUCAGCUAGACGCUCCGAGGAGAGGUUCAUGGGACUCUGUUUGCCGGUUGACACUGCACUAAUCUUUUCAGUUUAUGAUCAGGUGCAGCCAUCUACGGGGGGCAAUGGAGAAGAGAGAAUUGCUGAAUUGGCUGAGAAUGUUGAAGAACGGAGUGAUGGCUUUGAGCUGCACACGCCGCGAGAAUGUCUCCUGUGCCACAGCGUUGAGCGAGUUGCUAAGAUGAAGCAAAGGCAUGCCGACAGCCCUGAAAAGUCAGUUAGUCCGGUUGGCACGGUCAGUCCGACAAUAGAAGAACACUGCAGUGUGGAUGUUCGUGAUGCAGUCAUCGGAGCAUUCCCUUUUUCCCGUUCUAGUCAAACUAGGAAAAACAGGAAGUCAGGUGAGAGGUCAGCUGACAGCGACUAUGAUCCCAUUGCCGUUAGGCGGGAGUUGCUCAAGUACAUUGCCAACCUCAACAGCUCAGUCAUUAUGAAGGGAUCCGAACAGGCCCUACUGACCCUGAAGCAGAAGUACCCAAGCGCCUUUCAGGAUGUGUGCCUUUACUCUGAGGUCUGUCUACUGAUGUCACGGUACCGGUACAGGCUAGGAGCCCGCACCCUGCUCCAGGAACUGUUCUUUGACCUCAGCCUUGAAAAGCAAUUUUUUGAGGAGGCAGAAUGUAUCCUAAGGAUACCACACGUUGUGGUAAUGCCACCUAAGGAGGAAUCAGAGGCUUAAAGGAGUCUUCGCUGACCAAAAAGUGAUUUGCGACACCAAAAGCUCGGCGUCGGCACCACUGUCGAUGACAUCAUGAUCAAGCGUCGCUGCGUACUCCUUUAGGGGGUUAAAAGAAAAGAAUCUACCAAUGUCAGAUGCAAGAUGUCUCCAAAUCAUGUCAUCUCAAGCCAAAUGUGAAGACAGAUGACUUGUGAUCCAAUGCUGGACAGCUGCGACUUGCUCAGCAAGUUAUGUUUGGCUACUCAGCAAGAGAAGUGCUGGCUCAAAGUGUGGUGGGUGCAACGUUGCUGAAAUAAGCCAAAGCAUUGUCAUAACCUUCCCUCAGUGAUUGCAGUCUUCAGCAGUGGCUUGACAGUGCUAAGGUGCACGUUGCUUUGUUGAUGAGAGGCCCAGAUGUCUGUGGCGUUUAUUCCAUAGACAUAGUAUGUGUUGCGGCCUGUUUAAACGCUUAUUUAGGAUAUAUAAAUGGGGGAGUGGGGGUAUUUUGAAAUCUGACUGCGUGCAAAGUGUCAUGCCCGGAUGCCAUGUAAAACAGCUGCAUUCGGCACUGGAAUAGUAUUGUGAGGGUGGAGUUAUACUUGCAUCUUGCACGCCGAUGGGCAAGGAAAAGAAGAGGGAGGGUGUUGAACAUACCGUAUUUGCUUGAAUAUAAAGCUUCUUUUUUAGCCAGAAUUACCGCAGACUGAAAAUGCACCUGUUUGAAUAUAAUGCGAGAUAAAAAAAGAUAGAUAUUGCACUUUGAAAUGCAGUAAGCUCAGCUGUCAUGCCAAUAAGCUUUACAGGUAAGCCGCUGUAUCAAUGACGGAAGGUACAAGUCUGUAAACAGUGAGAGCUCCACUUGGGGUGAUGUAGGUGGAUGGACUUUGUUGGUUGCAGAUAUGGUUGAAUUAUGCUUAACUCGUUCACAUUACAGUGACCUGUUUUUUUAUUGCAACAACUUUUACAGAGAUUCUGCUUGUACCCCUGUUUUGUUUAUCACCCAAAUUUCGCAACACAAUGCAUUUCAAAGUCUGCAUGAUUUAGUAAAGCACUUGGCAGUCGUGAUUUACUUGGUUUUCGUUUAAUAUAAAUGGUGGUCCUUACUUUUUUUUCUGGACAAGUAUGCCAACUGUUUUAUUGAAUAAUGCGAACAAAAGAAAUGCAAUCUCAUUGCGAAAUAUGAGCGAUAAACAAUAUAGUAGUAAGUGAAAAAUGUUGUAAGGUUGUUAGAAUAAAAACGCGAGUUGUAUUAUCGUAGUGUUUCCAUAUUUUCCUGGUAGUCGAAAGCAAGGGUGCAUUUACAUUUGUGGUUGCAUUAUAUUUAUGCAAAUACGGUAUCUCUUUCAUGUUGUUAUGUAAGUUAACCGUGUGCACUUUGACACUAAAGGGAGAAAGUGAGUGAGGAUGAAUAGCAACUUGUAGCUGUGACUCGUCUAUUUUUUUGUCACUGCAUAACCAAGAAUUCAAAAUGUGCCAAGCUGCUUUGUAAAUUUUUCUCAGGUUUGCCGUUUCCCUUAUCCCGGUGUGGUGCUUUUACAGUUACCAGUACAUGACGCCUGUAAAUAUGUAAAGGGUUUCCAGCAUGUGUACAUAGACCCAGGCGUGCCUUUUGCUGGUAUACAUUGGUAAGCAUGCUCGAGUUUUUGUAUUUAUAAAAAAAAAAAAUUAUUGUCUUUGUUGUGGGGAUUGUUCUAACGUAGUGUUAGCCGGUGUGUUAGUUUUGGGUUACAAGAGGUGUUUCCUUUUGUUCUUCUUUUGUGUGUGUGUUUCAUUGUUGUAGCUUAUUUCUACUUACAUUUGAUGAAAAUAGUGGAACUUGUCAAUGCUGCUUUUUGUUGUUUAUUUGCUGGUUUAUAUGUAGCACCAAGAUAGAGAAAAAAAGUGCUAAGUUAUAUAAGGGAGGAUGUUUAUUGCUGAAGAAACCGUAAACAUGUUCUUUGCGAGUGAUAUUUUUUACCCGUGUGGGGGGCAAAAGCAGUUUGAAGUUGUAUGCAAAUAUUUUAGCAUAAAGAUGUGUCUGGUCAUGA
Dermacentor silvarum is the source of this 7013-nucleotide messenger RNA. It is a transcript of the gene rictor, whose product is annotated as rapamycin-insensitive companion of mTOR. NCBI's taxonomy places the organism in Eukaryota, Metazoa, Arthropoda, Arachnida, Ixodida, Ixodidae. The coding region runs from base 127 to 5007 and encodes 1626 amino acids. Gene Ontology annotation, molecular function: protein serine/threonine kinase activator activity. Gene Ontology annotation, biological process: TORC2 signaling; positive regulation of phosphatidylinositol 3-kinase/protein kinase B signal transduction. The transcript is spliced from 27 exons. Gene Ontology annotation, cellular component: TORC2 complex. The record is from RefSeq and is a predicted model, not a curated record.